Molecule: messenger RNA, 1071 nt
Organism: Terrapene triunguis (Three-toed box turtle)
Lineage: Eukaryota; Metazoa; Chordata; Testudines; Emydidae
Gene: GPR171
Product: G protein-coupled receptor 171
Exons: 1
Coding region: 1-1071 (356 amino acids)
Biological process (GO): G protein-coupled receptor signaling pathway
Cellular component (GO): membrane
Molecular function (GO): G protein-coupled purinergic nucleotide receptor activity
Source: RefSeq, a predicted model, not a curated record
AUGAAAUUAUACUGGAACAAAAUUCUCAUACUAAUUAUCUCUCAUGUCUUGCUUUUCUCUCUUUUUAGGUUCUGGAUAUCUUUAAGCAGCCAACACACCUCACUUUUCUACAGGAUAAUUAAAAUGUCCUUAAGCAAUAUCUCAAAUUGCAGUGUCUACACACAAAUGGAACCAUUUACCUAUUUUUACUAUUUAAUUUUCCUCAUUGGAUUUAUUGGGAGUUGUUUUGCCCUAUGGGCGUUCACUCAAAAGGAUCAGAAACAAAAAUGUAUGAGCAUCUAUCUAAUUAACCUCCUAACAGCUGACUUCCUGUUGACUAUGGCAUUGCCAGUAAAAAUAAUUGUUGACUUAGGUAUUGCCCCCUGGAAACUGAGGAUAUUCCACUGCCAAGUCACAGCUUGCCUUAUCUAUAUUAACAUGUAUUUAUCAAUCAUAUUUUUGGGAUUGGUAAGCAUGGACCGCUGCCUUCAGUUAAUGCACAGUACUAAGAUCUAUCGAAUCCAAGAACCUGGAUUUGCCAAGAUGUUAUCUGCAGUUGUUUGGAUAAUGGUUCUCCUUAUAAUGGUACCUAACAUGGUGAUUCCAAUCAAGGAAAUAGAACAAAAGCCUACUGUGGGGUGUAUUGAUUUCAAAACAACAUUUGGAAAAGAUUGGCAUGUGUUUACUAAUUUCAUAUGUACAGCAAUAUUCCUGAAUUUUUCAGCCAUGAUACUUAUUUCCAAUUUUCUUGUUCUUAGACAACUUUACCGAAACAAAUACAGCGAGAGUUAUGCAAAUGUAAAGAAAGCUCAGGUAAAUAUACUGUUAGUAACGGCAGGCUACAUCAUGUGUUUUGUUCCUUACCACAUUGUUCGGAUCCCCUAUACUUUGAGCCAGAGUGAUGCUAUAACCGAUUGUCUUCUGAAACAAACCCUCUUUAAAGCAAAGGAAUCCACUCUGCUGUUGGCAGUGUUAAAUCUCUGUUUUGAUCCUGUUUUGUAUUUUUAUCUUUCCAAGACAUUUAGACUGAAAAUUACUGAGACUUUUACAUCACAUAAAGAAACAAAGACUCUCACAGGCGGAGUACACUGA